GCAGAGACAGAGAUCAAAUAACAAAUCCAACAGUAAACAGAUCUCUUGUCUACUCCCCUUAGUCCCUGUCCGUACAACACAUCAUCAUCAUCAUCCUCGUCAAACCCAUGUUUAAAUAAAUACCCUAACACGAUAAAAACAAACACCAGCUCUCGUUCUCUCGUUCCCUGAUAUGCAAACUGAGAAAAACAUCUUCUUGUUACUUUCUUUGUUUGCUUCAAUCUGAACGGAAAAUGAUUUUUGGAUCAACCAUCUUUGGUUGUUAUCCUCUUGACUUGUUUGUAGCCAAUAUAGCUCUGGCUUCUGUUGAAGGAUUUCUUGCUUUUAUUGCAUUCUAUCAGCUCACCAGGAUUCACAUGCGGAAUCAACUUGUUGGAUGGACUCGACAAAAAGUACUCCAUCUCAUCAUUGGCUCUUCCAAUUUGGGUUACUCCAUCUAUUUUAUAUCUACAGUCCUUGCUACUUGUGAAAGGUGGUUUUGCUGGUCACAUGCUUGUGGCUUUGUCCUCAUGGCUUCACCCAAUAUUCUGCUUCUUGCUGCAUUUCUUCUACUCCUGUCUUUCUGGGUCGACCUUUGCCAUCAGGCGAAUGAUGAAGAGGAUGAUGAUGAAGAAAGUAGUACCCAGCAGGCUUUAUUAGACAAUUCGAAGAGUAAACCAGGUGUAUCAAACAUUCAUGAUCGAUGGAGAUGUUGCCCAUUGAAAGGCAUUCAUGUUGGUAGCCGGCAAAAAAUCGUGAUUGUGGUUGUUAUGCUUAUGUUUAUCUUAAUGAUAUCAUUUGCUAUGAUAAUCUGGAUUGGUGCGGGGAAAAAUCCUAUUGAUUCUUCAUUAUUUGCUCAGGUAUAUGUAGAUAUUUUUGCCGCAGCAGUUCUUUUAUUGGGAGGAGCUCUGGGUUGCUACGGUCUUCUGCUAUUUUGCAAAUUGAGGAGAGUAAGGUCUGAGAGAACUUCUUCAGAGAUGAGGAAGGUUGCUGGUUUAGCUGUUGUCUCUGUUAUAUGUUUCUCUUCAAGUGCUCUGAUAGCUUUUCUAACAGAUAUUCCUUUUUCUUAUCACUGGAAUUUGAAGAAAAUGAAUGGAGUAGGGGCACCAGUUCUGCUGAUCUUAUACUAUUUUAUAGGUUAUUUACUUGCCUUAAUGUUUCAACUUGCUGCUUACUAUGGUUCAUCAGUGCCCUCAGCAUUUUUGUUAUGGGUCAUGAGAGAAUUGCCACCCCCCGUGGCUGUUAAUUGUGAAGAACAGUCGAGAGUGAUAGCUUUUAUAAGUUGUGGGUCAGAAAGAAUGGAAAAUCCUGGGUACUGGGCUACUGCAGCCAGUUUAAAGAAUCAGGUGUCAAGAGCAAGUCCCAUAUAAGCAUAUGCAUUACUAAGCUGGAAAAAAAGUGAGGCAAAGGGCAGAAUGUGAAAGUCUGCCUGGAGUGAGAGUGCCGUCCACCCUCUGGUGCAUCAUAAUUUCAGAGAAUCUGGUGGUUUGUCGAAUUUAGGGUGGUGAAAAUAACUUGACACAUUAUUGUUAACCAGGGCAACAAUUUGGGAGUUUACACUGUAUAUAGGCAAUAUAGCAGAGGAUUAAUUUAGGAGAAUAUGUUGUUUUCCCAUCCGAAUCUAAGGAAAUUUGUUUUUUGUUUGGCU
Molecule: messenger RNA, 1627 nt
Organism: Pistacia vera
Lineage: Eukaryota; Viridiplantae; Streptophyta; Magnoliopsida; Sapindales; Anacardiaceae
Product: tobamovirus multiplication protein 1
Exons: 13
Coding region: 234-1349 (371 amino acids)
Source: RefSeq, a predicted model, not a curated record